GAACAGAACAGGUAUACGAGUGUUUAUAUAAACGAUAAGAUGUCUGCCAUGUUUGUGAAGUUAAUAGUGUUGUUUUAUAUUUCCGAUUGCUUUGGACUUCUGAACGGAGAAAAACUUGACCUCGGAAAACUACCUCGUCAAUGGCAGGACCUUGAGACCUUCGUUCAUCAGAAAUUUCAAGACGUGGAUCGUUUGCUAAUCGAAAAGGAUGAACGCGUUGACCAGCUUCAAUCAAUCCUAACGAAUCAGAAGGUUGAAAUAACACAACUUAAACAGGGGAUGGCAACAUUGGAACAGGAAAUAUUACAUAAAGACGGUAUAGUUAAUAGAUUAGUGAACAGAAUAACAGAAUUGGAGACGAUUGUGAUGCUAGACACUAUUCCACAGGAACCAGAGUCGCGACAAGACAUCAGACAAUCUACCUCUUUUAUGAAUGACGGACUGGUUAGGUUUCAAUCUCCGAUCACUGACACGACUUCCCUUCGACAGAGUAUCGGAUCGCCUCCCUCUGCCAAUAGAACUGGCGAAUCUCCACUUCGCCAAGACUUCACGUCCGACUCUGAAUUUAGGGAUGAAAUACUUGCUGACCCACCUGCCUCUCAACAAAUUUUAGUCAAGUCUGAAAACGAAGCUGAGGACGUUUCUAGGACCAGUUUCCCGAGACUUCAACAAAAACGUGUCGCUCCUUCUUCUCAGACUCCCAGGCAAACGAUAGCGUUCCAUGUAUCCCUUUCUACGGAUAAAGAGUAUCACGAGGAUAGCACGGUCGUGUACGACAACGAGAAGCUGGACCAUGGGGAUGGAUAUAGCCCGGGGGACGGUAUCUACAUCGUCCCAAAUUCCGGCACCUACGUCUUCACGUGGACAUCAAUUUGUGAUGUACACCAGCAAUUCCAGACCGUCAUCGUGGUGAAUGGAGCUUAUAUGGGAUCAUCAUGGACUGAUGCAGAAAAUGUAAACGAUGGUCAUCAGACUACAACUGUCGUUGUCUUAACCUUAAAUCAGGGAGAUCAUGUCUAUAUCCGCAUGGGGAGUACAAUUGGACAUGGGAACCUUUUAAGUCGAACAAAUUUAGGAGAGUCCACAUUCUCAGGAUGGAAACUUGACUGAUAAAAUGACAAGUCCCAAAAGUUUGCAUUAUUUGGAGAGUACACAUCUACAGGAUGGAAACUCGACUGAAUAUGAGACAAACCAAAAUUUUGUAUU
Molecule: messenger RNA, 1206 nt
Organism: Mizuhopecten yessoensis (Yesso scallop)
Lineage: Eukaryota; Metazoa; Mollusca; Bivalvia; Pectinida; Pectinidae
Exons: 2
Coding region: 40-1110 (356 amino acids)
Molecular function (GO): protein binding
Source: RefSeq, a predicted model, not a curated record